GAGAGUCGCGUCUCUCAAGCCAAAACAGAGUGCGCCCGUCUCUGCUGCGACCCACAGAGCGGCUCCUCCACGAUUUGCCGCACAUUCACCCUGAACCUUCGACCUGUCGCCAGAAAAGUUUUGACCGAAUGGAUGGAGUAGCUUAUCGGCAAGUGACGCGUUGUUUCCCCAAAUGACGAACGACACCAAGGUCACCAAUUAGCUCGCCAGGGAUCCUCCGCCACUAUACACCUGAGCGACCCUGACAGCACUCUCCGUCCGAAAAAUGUCUUCGUGCGCCGCCGAGGCCAAAUCCAAAGUGGCCCACCAGCCGCCCAGUCUGUUGGCCUCCCUUGGCUCUCUCCUAGCCGUCAUCAGCACUGCUCUCAUAUUCUUCGCAGCGUUCCGCAAUACUCUCACAUGGCACCUGCAACGCUUUUGGGGAGCCUCAGGAGACUUUUGGCAAUCACAGUGGGACUUCAUUUUGGACACAUUUGGCGAAGACCCACGCGGUUUUUGGGUUUUCGGCACAACUUUCCUCACCAUGGCCGUUUAUUGGCUGGUCGGAGGACUCUACACUUUGCUUGACGUCACCAACAGGCCUAGUUGCCUGCGGAAAUACAAAAUCCAGCCAGGGACCAAUGAGCCUGUGGAAACGACAAGGUUGCUGAAGGUUUUGAGCCAAGUUUUGUUCAACCAACUGGCAGUGGGCAUCCCAACUGCAUACUUCAGCUUUGCCCUGAUGGAGUGGAGGGGCUAUCCGCCACUCAGGGAACUUCCGACCUUCCACUGGGUGCUUGCUGAAAUGGCAUUCCUAAUUUUAAUUGAAGAGUUUGGGUUUUACUAUUCUCACAGGUUGCUUCAUAGCAAGCACCUUUACAAAAUUAUCCACAAGAAGCACCACGAGUGGACUGCGCCGAUUGCAGUGACUGCCAUUUACUGCCACCCGAUUGAGCACAUUUUCUCAAAUCUGGUGCCACCCUUUCUCGGCGUGUUCAUCCUCGGCUCGCACCUGGCCACUUCUUGGCUCUGGUUUUGCCUGGCAAUCCUCUCCACCCUGAAUGCUCACUCAGGAUACCACCUGCCUUUCUUCCCGUCACCUGAGGCCCACGAUUUUCACCACCUGAAAUUCAAUCAGUGCUUUGGAGUUUUGGGAAUUUUGGACCGUCUGCACGGCACAGACACCCUGUUUCGCAGCACUCAAGCGUACAAUAGGCAUCUGAUGAUGCUGAGCUUGAUCCCUGUCAGGAACGCCUUCCCUGACAACAGCAAAUUCUCCUCAAGGAAAAAUAACUAGAUUUACUCAACGGACUCAACGCUAAAAAUAACACCUAAGUUCAUAAUUAAUUUGUAACGGUAAUAUUUAAAUAUAUGGGCAUCGUUCAACUCUUUUAUCUGUUGGAUUGUAAGAUUAAAUGUGAGCGUGUAUUAAAAAAAGAAUAUAUAUUUAUUUUGGAAUAAACUGCUGAAAAUGAAAACUAUUUUAAGUAAAAAAGUUUUGUGUGUAAAUGUAUGAAGCAAAUUUUGGCUACAAUAAUUUGUUGAAUUUAAUAUACUAUAACUAGUCUGGAUCUUGAUGUGAACGAAUAAAAAAAAGCUUUCUUUUCUGAA
Messenger RNA from Neocloeon triangulifer, 1590 nucleotides. RefSeq names its product fatty acid hydroxylase domain-containing protein 2-like. Lineage: Eukaryota; Metazoa; Arthropoda; Insecta; Ephemeroptera; Baetidae. The transcript is spliced from 6 exons. The record is from RefSeq and is a predicted model, not a curated record. Gene Ontology annotation, biological process: sterol biosynthetic process. The coding region runs from base 266 to 1276 and encodes 336 amino acids. Gene Ontology annotation, molecular function: iron ion binding; C-4 methylsterol oxidase activity.